GGCCGCUGUGGAACCCACCCGUGGCCGGGGCGCUCCUUCCCGCCGCCGCGCUCGUGCCCAAGAUGGCGGCCGCGGCGCUGUUCCGGGGCGCGGCUCCAGGGUGUGGCGGACCUGCCUGGCGCUGGCGGCUGCGCGCGAUCUCAAGGCACCGCCUGGCCUCUGGCUCGGGCGGCCACGGCAGCGACCCCGCCGACGGCGCGGCCUGGGCCUGCUUCCCGCUGGCCCAACGCGCCCUGGUGCGCGUGCGCGGGCCGGACUCGGCCCCUUUCCUUCUGGGGCUGCUGACCAAUGACCUGCCGCUUCCGGUACCUGCGGACGGUGCGGCCUCGCCCCCCGCGCGUGCGGGCUACGCCCACUUUCUCAACGUCCAGGGACGCACGCUGUAUGACGUCAUUCUCUAUGGGCUCCCGGCGCACACUGACCCAGCUCCCACCUUCCUCCUGGAGUGUGACAGCUCGGUGCUGGGCGCGCUGCAGAAGCACCUGGUGCUGCACAAGAUUCGGCGGAGGGUCACGGUGGAGCCCUGCCCUGAGUUGCACGUUUGGGCCGUUCUGCCGGCUGCUCCUCAGGAGGUGGGUGGGGCUGCGCCACUGCCCGAGCACCAGGGCUCUGCCAUCCUCGCCCGUGACCCCCGCACUACCCGCAUGGGCUGGCGGCUUCUCACCCAGGACAAGAGCCCUGCCCUGGUGGCCAGGGGCAGGCUCAGGGACGUCUGCGAUUAUCACCGGCACCGGUACCAGCAAGGUGUUCCUGAGGGGGUCCACGACCUGCCGCCAGGAGUGGCCCUGCCCCUGGAGUCCAACCUGGUCUUCAUGAACGGUGUCAGCUUCACCAAAGGCUGCUAUGUCGGCCAGGAGCUGACCGCCCGCACCCACCACACGGGUGUCAUCCGAAAGCGCCUCUUCCCCGUGCAGCUCUUGGGCCCCCUCCCUGGGGGUGGCAUCACCCCUGGCACCACGGUGCUCACUGAAUCUGGACAGGCUGCCGGCAAGUACAGGGCAGGCCAGGGGGAUGUGGGGCUGGCCCUGCUGCACUCGGAGAAAAUCAAGGGCCCUCUCCACAUCAGAACCACCGGGAACGGCCGCGUGGCCCUGACUGCCUCUGUGCCGGACUGGUGGCCCACAGCCCCCAAGUAGCCCGGACGUGCCUGCGCUCCCACAGAGUGCCUCUGGCCCUGCACACCUGCGGGCCGGCCCUGCGAAGACAUGCGUCCUUGGAUGGUCCCGAGUGUUGGUGGGACUCGUGCGGCUGCGGUGUGCCAGGCCUUUCCAGCCCACCAUGCUUCCGCCUGACACCUGCCUCUGCUGGCGGCUCUGCGCUGGGGGCGCCAGAAGCAAGCCUGGCGCCUGCCACAGCUGAGCCGAGCCCCAUCUUCCAGCACAUCCAGACGGGGUUCCAAACCGUGUAGCUCUGGAGGCCUCUGCCCAUCAGCCAAGGGCAGGAGUGAGAAGCUGUGCUUGCCGGCCUUCCCCCGCCGCCUGCACCACUCAGCCUGCUUCAGGGCAGGCCUGGCACCGAGGCGCUGCAGCCAAGGGAGGGCAGGGGCAGGUGGCUCUGGGAAUUGUCUUCCAUGCGGGCUUGGGGCAUGUCUCAGGUCAGGAAUCACCUGUGGCGGGUGCGGUGGUCGUGUCGGCGGGUGGAGGCACGGCUGCCCACAGGCACCACAAAAAGUUCUCCAAGUGCACCUCUGCGCUCGGCGCUGGCCCUGGAGCCCGGGCACCAUUUCCAGCGGGCACUCCAGCUCCACAGCUUCGGCCCCUGGUGGCCUGGGCAGCCCCUCCUCCUUCCCGAGCCUGUGUGCGGAGAGGAGCGUCUGCUUGGCUGCCCACCGCAGUUUGCUGGUGUGACCAGGCGCCCUUUAAACCACUGAUGUGCAUCCUCCCACUGCAGUGUGAUUGGCAUUAGGGGUGCCCCCCUGGUGCCCCAGAGUGAAUAUUAAAGUUUGACUUAAAACUG
Molecule: messenger RNA, 1956 nt
Organism: Eptesicus fuscus (big brown bat)
Lineage: Eukaryota; Metazoa; Chordata; Mammalia; Chiroptera; Vespertilionidae
Gene: IBA57
Product: iron-sulfur cluster assembly factor IBA57
Exons: 3
Coding region: 63-1136 (357 amino acids)
Cellular component (GO): mitochondrial matrix
Molecular function (GO): protein binding
Source: RefSeq, a predicted model, not a curated record